This is a messenger RNA of Rotaria sordida, 261 nucleotides long. Lineage: Eukaryota; Metazoa; Rotifera; Eurotatoria; Philodinida; Philodinidae. The record is from the annotation of a GenBank genome assembly.
AUGGGAGGUUGGAAAUUAGAAGUUUUUCGCAUGGCAUGCUACGUAAGUUUUCCACUUAUGGCUAUGUUUUUAUUCAGUCGACCUGAAUUAUUCAAAGAUCAAGUUAUUGAAGCUCGAAAACGAUAUCAUCCACCACCAAAUCCUGAACGUGAUGAAUUAAUUCGACAAUUAAAAGAACGUGAACGACUUCGUCGAGAAACUGAAGUUCUUGAACAAAUGAGUCAUUUUCAAACAAAACAAAAAGAUUCAAAUGCAUCUUGA